UCGCGCGCCCAUGGCCAAUCCACUAUCCACAGAGUCAUCUCUCCCGCUCUCAAAUGAUUAUAUCAGCAACGAAGAAGGUUUUCUAGCUUCCUUCAGUGGAAGACAUGAAUUUUCUGAGGAUCCACAACCGUAGCUACCAGCCUCGAAUUUUACAUGUCGACCAACUUCCACAUCUUCGUCACCUCUCUGCAACAGUCCAAUUACCCUCGACACAAAGAUUGAGCCUUAUCAGUUCGUCGACCAUUUUGCCACUCUCUCUGCGUAAACCCACCUUCAAGUUUUCGAGUAUACCGAGAAUCAAUGCUUCGGUUGUGGAUGGGAAAGAGGAAGAACGCCAAGAAGAACGAGAAUCAGAAGAAGGGUUAUGCGAUGAUGGGACGGAGACGGAUUACUUGGCGCCUGAUGGUGAUGUCUACCGCAAUACGCUGAGACUGGUUGAAUGCUCUAUGUUUGCUGCUGUCACUGGUCUCGUCUACUUUUUGAGCAAUUCACUUUCGAUUGAGAAUUACUUCGGAUGCUUCUUUUCGUUGCCAAUUGUAAUAUCUUCACUUAGAUGGGGUGUGGCAGCAGGGAGAAAAACUAUGGUAGCAACUGCUAUGCUCUUGUUUGUGUUGUCUGGUCCUGUUAAGGCAUUAACCUAUCUGCUGACUCAUGGCAUACUUGGUUUGACAAUGGGCUCCUUGUGGAGCUUACAAGCAAACUGGACAGUUUCGAUAUUUGUGUGCACGAUAGCUCGAGCAACUGGCGCCAUGGGAUAUGUUUUCACGUCCUCAUUCUUAAUACGAGAAAACAUACUUGCUCUGAUUACAGUAAACAUCCACGCCUCUCUGAGUUAUGUGUUUGCUGCCACUGGCAUUAAUACCAUUCCAUCGAUGAAUUUCAUAUACACACUUUUCGGAAUUCUUGUGUUGAUAAACAGUGGAUUCUUUGUGUUCCUACUGCACCUCUUGUAUUCCGUGUUUCUAACUCGCCUUGGAAUGAGAAGUUUGUUGAGAUUGCCAGCAUGGCUUGACAGGGCCCUAUGAGUCAGUGGCUCUGCAGUUGUUAUCAGCAUCAUGUAUUACCACAAUCAAUUGCAUGUUGACUGCGAGAAUAUGAUGCAACUGCAAUUAUCUCGCACUACAGGUAGAUAGUUCUCCUUUUAGCUACUUUGGAGAGACACAUCACAGGUAGGCGGUUCAAUCUUGUAGAAGAAACUCAUGGGAAUGAAUUAAUUGACCUCCCUUUAUAAAGAAGUUCAAUCUUCUGAUAUAACAUUUUCAUAACCCAUGUAAAUUCCUCACUUUUCACAUCAGCCGUUGUAUUCUCUUACAAGGAGCUGGGUUUGUUUUACUCUUAUCUCUACCACUGAUCGCAAUGACUAGAUCAUCCUCAAGCCUAAAACUGAAAGCACGUUGACGGAGUAACAGAAAAUGGAAGCAGUAGAGCUGAUGAACAGCCCGAAAAAAGAGAAGUUAUACUG
Messenger RNA from Linum trigynum, 1462 nucleotides. The record is from the annotation of a GenBank genome assembly. NCBI's taxonomy places the organism in Eukaryota, Viridiplantae, Streptophyta, Magnoliopsida, Malpighiales, Linaceae.